AUGAAUAUGAUGAAUAAUUUACUCUCAUCUUCAACCCUGCCAAUUACCAUAUGCGCUACGUUCUUGUUUCUCUACGUUCUCUUUUGGUUACGUAGAAGCAAAACUAGUACAACCGGUGUUGCACCAAAAAAAACACCACCAGAAGUCGCCGGAGCUUGGCCUUUAAUCGGCCACCUCCACCUCUUGAGCGGGUCCCAGCCACCUCACGUCACGUUAGGGAAAUUAGCCGACAAAUACGGACCCAUCUUCACCUUACGUUUGGGUGUUCAUCGAACCUUAGUUGUAAGCAGUUACGAAAUGGCGAAAGAGUGUUUCACAGUAAACGACAAAGCGUUUGCUUCCCGACCAAAAUCUGUAGCCUUUGAAAUUCUGGGGUAUAAUUUCUCCAUGAUUGGUUUCAGCCCAUACGGUUCCUACUGGCGCACCAUGCGCAAGAUAGCGACCGUUCAUGUUCUUUCAGCUCAUCGGACAGAGACAUUGCUGAAAGACGUGAUGGAAUCAGAGGUUAAGAUAGCAAUGAAAGAGAGUUAUGAGUUUUGGGAAAAGAUGAAGAAUAACAAGGAUAGGAAUGAAAGGGCAAUUACGGAAAUGAAGAAAUGGUUUGGGGACAUAGCGAUUAACGUUCUGUUUAGAACGGUGGUGGGAAAACGGUUUGACGGUGACGAGGAAGAGAAUCAACGGAUUAGAAAAGCGCUUAGGGGCUUGUUUGAUCUUACUGGUUCGUUUGUUAUCUGUGACACGUUACCGUAUUUGAGAUGGUUGGAUUUGGAUGGAAAAGAGAAGGAAAUGAAGAAAACCGCGAAAGUGUUGGAUGAGUUUGUUUGUGUUUGGCUUGAUCAGCAUAAACGGAAUAGGAAACCUGCCGGCGGCGAACAUGACUUCAUGGAUGUUCUUCUUUCCACCGUUGAUGAUCAAGAUUUGGACGGUCGUGAUUCCGACACCGCAAUCAAAGCUACUUGUCUGGCACUAAUUCUAGCAGGUACAGACACUACAGCAGGAACAUUAACUUGGAUACUAUCUUUACUUCUUAACAAUCGUGAAGUACUAAGCAAAGCCACUCAGGAACUAGAUGCACAAGUUGGCAUGGAAAACAUGGCAAUAAAAUCAGAUUUGACAAAGUUGAAAUAUAUUCAAGCCAUUAUCAAAGAAACAUUACGUUUGUACCCACCAGCGCCACUCAAUGUUCCACAUGAGUCUAUUGAAGAUUGUACCGUAGGUGGGUACCACAUUCCAGCUGGCACGCGUCUACUAACCAACUUUUCGAAACUUCAACGAGACCCUAUGUUAUACUCGGAUCCGUUGGAGUUUCGACCAGAGAGAUUUCUUACAACACACAUGAAUGUUGAUGUGAAGGGACAACAUUUUGAGUUGAUUCCAUUUGGUGUUGGUAGACGAAUGUGUCCUGGAAUAUCAUUUGCUCUUCAAUUAAUGCAAAUAACACUUGCUACUUUAUUGCAUGGUUUUGAUAUAGUGACUUCUGAUGAAGAACCUGUCGAUAUGGCUGAACAUAACGGGCUCACUACAAUCAAAGCCUCUCCUCUCCAAGUCGUUCUCACUCCACGCUUGUCUGCUCAAACUUUUAGUCAAAAUUAA
Vicia faba (fava bean) is the source of this 1593-nucleotide messenger RNA. NCBI's taxonomy places the organism in Eukaryota, Viridiplantae, Streptophyta, Magnoliopsida, Fabales, Fabaceae. The record is from the annotation of a GenBank genome assembly.